GUGCCGCCCCGUAGAGGGCGGUGUCCGAGUUCUGGUUGAGCCUGUUUGGAUCCGAGUUCGGAAUCUCGGUUCGAGACCCAUUCCCUCGGAUUGUUGCUGCGCAACCUCAGUUUCCUUUCCGAGCACGGGCAAUGUAAAUAAUGAUAGCCUCCCUUAUUUCUGACGGCUGGGGAUUAUGGCUGGGGAAGGGGUUCAUUCGAUUCGUUGAAUCUUUUCAUGGACUCCCUAAGCUGGCACUUCGGAGAUCGUCCCAGUCCAGGGUCCCGAGUUUCAGGUUUGGGCAUGGUGUAGGGGAGACGCGGUACUCUCUUCUCCCCGCGGGGGCGGAGUGAGGAGCGGGCCUGCUUCUGUGGGGAGUUCUGCUGCAUUUUCCCUGUCUCUUUCCUGAGAAGUGGGGGAGUUGAGGGCACUUCGAGGUCGCCUUGGGGCGAGGUGGUCUUGAGUGGAGGUCUCAGAGAUGCCAGGGGCGGGGGAAGGUCAUCCUCAAGAGCGUGCGUGGUGUUGGGUUUCAUCAGAAGCGCGGAGUCUUUCUGGGUUCGAGCCUGGGGGUCGCGAGAGGUGUGAUGGUGGCUUUGAGGAUGGUCUCCCUCAGGGUAGGAGCCAGGAGUAUCAGCGAAGGGACUCAUAGUGUCACUCUAUGUGUGACAGUGGCGCUCUGUGUGUUGGGUGGUAAGGGGAGUCUCGGGAAAACACGUUUUGAGUGGUGGGGGGCCUGGUUUCCCCUGGAGGGUGGGCGGGCUGUCUGAGGGAGUCCUCGGAGGGUCGCCCCCUUGCGCGUCAGAGUUGCUGCGUGGGCUCUCAGACAUAGUGCCUGGGCUGCGGAAGUCAUUGUGGGGGUCUCAGUGGUAAGGUUAGGGAGGCGGGGACGGGGGCGUCUUCCGCAAGUGGCUGCAGUGUAGCAGCUUCGUUGAAUGGGGACAAGUUUGGGAAGCGUCUUUUGGGAGGGAUAAUUCUUGAGUCCCCAGCUGCGGGGCGGGACGGGAGGGUGUCCCAAGACAGAUGACUGUGGGGCGGGGGACAAGGAUAACCUGGGAAGGGGCUUUGUAUGGGGGAAAUAAUUGGGAAGGGGAAAGAGGGAUGAGGGGGCCUCAGCGGGUCGUCUCUUGUGUAUGCAGGGUCGUUCUGUAGCGUCUCUGUGAGAUGGCGUCCGUGGAAGCCCUGAGGUCGCCCCUACCCGCUGCGGGGUGCUUUCUCGGCGUUACGCCUUCCUGGCCCCGGGAGGGAAGGAAGUGAAACUCUCCUUCCCUCCCACCCGGCUGGAUGCGGGUCAGGAAGCCUGGGGCUCCGCUGCCCCGGCGCGGGAGGGGAGGGGCGUGACCGGAGCGCAAAGCCCCGCCCCUCUCGCCCGCCCGGAAGCCCCCUUGCCGCCGGCUAUGGCGAUCACAGGCCCUGUCCUAAUAUGGGCAACCGGAAGCGGACCGCGCGACUGUCCUACGUCACUCCGUCCAAAUUUAGUUGUGGAAGUCAGCGGGCGCCGGUGGCGGGAAGGCGCUGCGAGCCACUGCGGGCGGAAAGUCGGGGGCGCGCCACUCCUUAAAGGGCCCGUAUCAGGAAUGAAUGGAGCCAUUCGAACAAUUUUUCAUCCUUUUUUGGAGGAAUUGGAAUUAGGAUUUCUUGGAGAGACGGAGCGUAGCGGAGGGUAGGGGGAGGUUUUCUACCUGCUUUGUCUCUGCAUUGCUGGGUUUCCAGCUCCCAACCGAACCCCGCCUCCCGGGGCGCGGAGGCGGAACUCGGAACCCUAGUCUGCUGGGGGCGGCAGCCACGUGUUGACGGGGGCUGUCGUGCGCGCCGGGUUCCUCCAAACCCACCCGUGGAGCUUCUUUCGCGGGAAGCUGCGGGGGGAUGGCUCGGUAGGAAUCACGGAAACCCGCAGCCUGGGGCGGCUCACCGCUUACAAACAAGGGCUGGCGUACGCCAGAGACCGAAGAGCUGGAGGCCCCAGUGGCCUCCUUUCACAGCAGUAGCAAAUAUCGUUUGUUUAGCAUAUACUGGCCCAGUGACUCUACCUUGGUUUCCCCACUGGAAGGAAGCAGAUAGGACAGUGUCCUCCGCGGAGUGGAGGUGAGGGAUCGGUGAGUUAUUGAUAAAGGGAGCGCUCUUAACCGCGCCUGGCAAGUAGUAAGAGCUGUUAGCAUGAUUAUUGGUGCAGAAAACACUCAUUAGACACACCUGGUAAAUGCUAGGAACAGUGCCUACCGGGGAUGUUCAGGCUGGAAGCCGGGUCUUCCCCUGUGUGAAGGGAAACUUGUCGCCCACGAGCCACUGGGGCCUCCAGACGGCGAGCAUGUGGGUGGGCCCUGAGCCCCAUCCCCGGACCCCCUACCCUGGGCCAACGCGCGCAGGCGGGGCUCAAAAAAAGGAGCCCACCGGAGAGCUGAGCGUGGAGUGGGGGGAUGCUCCUCCUCGCCUAGGUUCCCGUUCCCUUUCCCUGCUGGGUAAAUCGCAUUCUAUCGCUUUAAGGAAUGUUUGGCCGCGUUUAGUUGGAAAGCCCGGAUGCGUCCCUCGGAUUGGGCGGGGCUUCUCAGUGACGUCACUGGGGGUAUAAAAGGGCCCGGGUGGCGGGCGCCGGGGCAGAGCGUCCUGGCAGUGUCACUGCGUGGGUUGGUUCGUGGGGAGACGCGUUAGCGAGCCCGUUGUCUGGAGUGCACCUGCCGCCUGUCCUAUCCGUCCCGGGAGUCCCCGCUGCGGUCGCCGUCGAGUCGCCAUGGAAGUGCAGAAGGAGGCACAGCGCAUCAUGACCCUGUCGGUGUGGAAGAUGUAUCACUCCCGCAUGCAGCGCGGUGGCCUGCGGCUGCACCGGAGUCUGCAGCUGUCGCUGGUCAUGCGCAGCGCCCGGGAACUCUACCUCUCCGCCAAGGUGGAGGCCCUCGAACCCGAGGUGUCCUUGCCGCCCGCCCGCCCCUCUGACCCUCGCCUGCACUCGCCCCGGGAAGUCGAGUCCACGGUCGAGACAGCGACCGCUGACGGCGAGCAGCCGUCUCCGGAGCCCAUGGACACUCAGGAGGCGCCGACUGCCGAGGAGAUCCCCGCCUGCUGUGCCCCGCGCCCAGCCAAAGUCAGCCGCAAACGACGCAGCAGCAGCCUGAGCGACGGCGGGGACGCGGGACUGGUCCCGAUCAAGAAAGCCCGUCUGGAAGAAAAGGAGGAAGAGGAGGGGGUGUCAUCCGAAGUCGCCGAUCGCCUGCAGCCCCCUCUGGUGCAAGCGGAGGGCGCUUUUCCCAACCUGGCCCGCGUCCUGCAGAGGCGCUUCUCCGGCCUCUUGAACUGCACCCCCGCAGCCCCUCCGACGGCGCCGCCCGCGUGCGAGGCAAAGCCCGCCUGUCGUCCAGCGGACAGCAUGCUCAACGUGCUGGUGCGGGCGGUGGUGGCCUUUUGAGGACCCCAAGCGGCGCUGCCGGAGCCCAGAGCGCGCGUCGAACCGUAGGCCCCAGGGUGCAGACCGGAGACGAGGUCACCCCCUCCUUCCCGGCGGGAGCGCCCGCGAAAACCGUGGAGAGAAGCCGCCGCCCGGGCUGCUGAGAGGCCCGGAGAGGGACUCUGUCCCCAGGGAGCCGUCGCCUUCAGUGUGCAGCGACGGCACCGAGGAGUCUGAGCCGGGGGCGCGGGCGCCUUCCGCAGAGACCUGCUGCGCCCACAGGUGCUGUCUUAGUGGACUGGGAAGUGGACCUUUCACUCUCCUGGACUGGGAGAAGGGAGGCUUGGGUUUUUUUGUUUUUUAAGAUCUCAGGGUCGGACUUCAUUUUGUACUGGGGGCUGUGCUGGCCCUUUGAAGGUUUUUCAAGAGUUGAUUUUGCGUUUCCAACCUCAGAAUUCCUGGCGCGCCCCUUCCCCCUCCACUGACAUACUUGUGUAAACGGUCAUCGUUGCGUCAUGGGGCAGGCUUGGGGAGUUUCCUGUCGCCUUGCGUGGGUGUGGGGCCUGGGAGGAGGAUCUGGUGCGUAGACCCACCCUGGAGAGUGGGAGGAGAGUGGCCUGAGUCACUUCACCCCCGCGUGCUGCUGGUUGACGUCCCGCGCCUCUGCACCUCGGGUGGGAGCGGGGGCUAAUGUAGUUUCACAUUGAAAAUUUUCUCAUCUGGUGCAUUAGGGGUGGCUAGGAGGUUCCCCAGGUUCCAGCGUGCCCCUACCUCAGACACGGACACAACCCAGAUGUUCCUGGUCUGAAUCACGAGACUAUGGAGGGGUGAGGGGUGGCAGUGGAAAGGCAUAAGGCUGGGCUGGGACCAGUUGCUGGUGAAACUGGGCUAGUUUGGGGAGGGGGACAUCUUCGACAGGGAGUUUUUGAGGGUCUGUUUACCUUUCCUGUGGUGGAUUCUUUUUAAUUCCGUCUAACCUGGCGUUUUGUUAGAAAUGUCAGGAAAAUAAAGACCAUUUGAGUAAAAAGG
This is a messenger RNA of Sapajus apella (tufted capuchin), 4384 nucleotides long. RefSeq names its product immediate early response 2 (gene IER2). NCBI's taxonomy places the organism in Eukaryota, Metazoa, Chordata, Mammalia, Primates, Cebidae. The transcript has a single exon. The coding region runs from base 2705 to 3376 and encodes 223 amino acids. The record is from RefSeq and is a predicted model, not a curated record.